AAAUUUAUUUUGAAGUCAAUUGAGCGCCUGACCGGAUCCUCCCCUAUUCCGUGUACGGAAAAUCAAAAAAAAAGAAAAGACAAGGAACCGAAGACAGGAAGAAUACAGCGAUAAGUCGUCCAUAUUGAUGUUGAUAUUAAACAUUGGGCCUUAACUAUUGGAUAAUGAAUUGGGCUCAGCAAUCCUAAUCAUUCAUGUGAUAAGAAGUAGACUAGAACCGGAGAAAGUCAGAAACAUACGGAAACCCUAUCUAAACCCCCUGCCCUCAGCUUCUAAUUUCUUCUUAUUCUUCUUCUCGUUAUAUAGAAUAUAGGUUUCAAAGUCGAGGAAUAGAUAGAGAGAAAAUGCCUCUAGGAGAAAGAGGAGGAUGGGAUAAGAGCGAGUCCAGGUACUGUGGGGUGGAGACUGAAUUCGAUGAUGACGUCCCUCGCCUUUUGUCUUUCAAUCUCUCCUCUGGCGGCUUUGAUUUUGUUGUGGCUCCUUUGAUGGAUCCUACUUACAGACCAAGCUUGAUGGAAGUAGACAGUGAUAGCUCUCAUGUUCUGCCAUUUGCUGGGUCGGACUUAGUUCUGAGUCCUUCCCAGUGGAGCAGUCAUGUAGUCGGAAAAAUCAGCCCGUGGAUUGACUUAGAUUCGGAGGAUGAGAUCCUUCGGAUGGAUUCUGAGACUACUUUGAAGCAAGAAAUAGCAUGGGCCACUCAUCUAUCCCUACAGGCAUGCCUUCUUCCUUCUCCUAAGGGAUCUUCAUGCGCUAAUUAUGCUAGAUGUGUGAAUCAGAUUUUGCAGGGCCUAAGCAAUAUGCAGCUUUGGCUAAGGAUUCCACUGUUAAAAUCUGAUGAUGAUUCAUUGGAUGUAGAUUCUGAUAAUUUGAUGGAUUCUUGGGAACUCUGGAAUUCAUUUCGACUAAUCUGUGAACACCAUAGUCAACUUUCCCUUGCCCUUGAUAUUCUGAGUACGCUGCCUUCUGCAAACUCAACUGGACGGUGGUUUGGAGAGCCUGUUAGAGCAGCCAUAAUACAUACUAAUUCUUUCCUGACAAAUGCACGAGGUUACCCAUGCCUGUCAAAGCGCCACCAGAAGCUAAUCAGUGGGUUUUUUAACCAUUCUGUACAGAUGGUUAUUUCUGGAAAGCCUGUACAUGGUAUUCCUGGAGCAACCAUAGGUUCAGUGGCUAAUCAUAUUGAUGAAAAUGUGAACAGUGGGCAAAGACAUCCUCUCAGGUCAUAUUUGGAUUAUGUGGGUUAUCUUUAUCAAAGGAUGGACCCACUCUCUGAACAAGAACGGAUUGAGCUUGGUUAUAGGGAUUUUUUACAGGCUCCAUUGCAACCUCUGAUGGAUAAUCUGGAGGCUCAGACCUAUGAAACGUUUGAGAAAGACUCAGUGAAAUAUAUGCAGUAUCAAAGGGCAAUCUGUAAAGCCUUACUGGACAGGGUCUCCGAUGCCGAAGCAUCAACAUUAACCACUGUUUUAAUGGUUGUUGGAGCAGGACGAGGACCUCUUGUGAGGGCAUCAUUGCAGGCAGCUGAGGAAACUGGACGCAAGCUUAAAGUUUAUGCGGUGGAAAAAAAUCCAAAUGCUGUGGUCACACUCCAUAGUUUGGUUAAACUGGAAGGGUGGGAAAAUGUUGUUACCAUAGUUUCAAGUGAUAUGCGUCUUUGGAAUGCUCCUGAAAAAGCUGACAUCCUGGUCAGCGAAUUGCUGGGAUCUUUUGGUGAUAAUGAGCUGUCUCCUGAGUGUCUUGAUGGAGCCCAAUCAUUUUUGAAGCAAGAUGGAAUCUCAAUACCCUCAUCGUACACAAGUUUCAUCCAACCAAUAACUGCUUCGAAGAUAUAUAAUGAUGUCAAGUCACAUAAAGAUGUUGUCCACUUUGAAACUGCUUAUGUUGUCAAACUGCAUAGUAUUGCCAAGCUUGCUCCUUCAAAAUCCGUUUUUACAUUUAAUCAUCCAGAUUAUUCAACUAAGAAAAGCAACCAACGCUACAAAAAGCUUCAGUUUGUGAUACCUCGAGACACUGGAUCAGUCAUGGUACAUGGAUUUGCUGGCUAUUUUGAUGCAACGCUCUACAAAGAUGUACAUCUAGGUAUUGAACCAUCGAUGGCCACACCAAAUAUGUUCAGCUGGUUUCCAAUAUUUUUCCCACUAAGGCAACCAUUAUGUGUACAACCUGGUUCCCCUCUAGAAGUACAUUUUUGGCGUUGUUGUGGUUCUUCCAAGGUUUGGUAUGAAUGGUGUGUGACGUCUCCUUGGCCAUCACCUAUUCACAACAGCAAUGGUCGUUCAUACUGGGUGGGACUUUAGAACUAUUUAGUUGUGUGGAGAGAGAUGGAGCUUGUUUUCAGUUUCGUAUUGCUGUGGCUGGUGGAGGGAAGAUGUAUUGCUUUGUAGCCGGUCAAAGCAGCAACCUUACCUUGAGCAAGUGGAAAUUUCAGGUGUGAUCCUAGAUACCUAAGAGAUAAGACAUCUGUUCCGCCUGAACUAGAUGUAAAUUGAGAACGGUUAUCAGUGAGAAUUACAUGGGGAUCCUGUUUCAACUUUUUAGUGUAAUGUGCUUGUGAUGUUUUCUGAACAUGAUGGAAUGACUUUGGCAUUUGGGGGCACUGCUUUUUUAAAAUUUUUUUCUCCCUUUGUUUCUUCCUAUCUUCUCUCCACCACCACCCCCCCCCCCCCAAAAAAAAAAAAAAAAAAAGGUUUCCCAUCUGUUUGGCUUUGUUUUGUACAACAGAAUUCUGUUCACAAAUUGCUCUGUAUUGAGAGGUAGCAUUUCUUUCA
Messenger RNA from Durio zibethinus, 2768 nucleotides. RefSeq names its product SHK1 binding protein 1 (gene SKB1). Gene Ontology annotation, cellular component: cytosol; nucleus. The record is from RefSeq and is a predicted model, not a curated record. Lineage: Eukaryota; Viridiplantae; Streptophyta; Magnoliopsida; Malvales; Malvaceae. Gene Ontology annotation, biological process: peptidyl-arginine N-methylation; regulation of DNA-templated transcription.